AAGCAGUCGGGAGGUGAUGUAUAUCAUAUAUGUGCUGUUAAAGCCUCCUCACUUUCUGAUUUGUCACAAUGAAAUAUUAAUGGUCCAUCAGCAGUGCUUUGAGGGAGCUUAUAUUGCAUUUUUGAGUAGACGGCUAGUAAUGUACAAUAGACAAAUCCCAAGGCACCAGGCCAUUCAAGGCUAGCAUUGCAUUUUCAAUUAGGCUCUGAGUGAAUCCUUGGCAUGUGCAGAAGCAAAACUGGUACACAAUUAGCUUAUUGUUCUUUCAGCUUUGUGCACAGACGAUCUGAAGGACUAAGGAAAAAAGCCAGCUUCAAGAAUUGCUAUUGAUGUGGAAUAAGGGAGUUGCUCUGUUCAUGCAGUUACACUUGCUAACCCAGGAAUUUACAGCUAUUAUCAAGUAGCAGUCAGACUCACUCCACGGCGUGUGCCAAGGGCUAUAGUCACUGAGAAACCUGCUCUUUUCCAGGAGGCUUUGUUUCAUCUGCCAUCAGCUCAGAAAUGGAACCCAAUAGUCCCAAGAAAAUACAGUUUGCUGUGCCAUUAUUUCAGAGUCAGCUGGAUCCAGAGGCCUCAGAGCAGAUAAGAAAGAGAAGACCCACACCCGCAUCGCUGGUUAUUUUGAAUGAGAACACACCGCCAGUAGAUGACCAGAGGACAAACAGUACAAAUGAAGAAAAUGUGUCCCCUAGGCAAAGGAAGCAGAGUGUAUUCACAGCACCGGCCAUGAAAGCGGUUAAGCAGAUAAAAAAACAGAAUGAUUCUUCAUUUCCUGAGGAAGAGGAGGAUGGAGAGGAUGAAGAGGAGGUGUGUGAUCACUAAACAAAUUCCUUCACCUUUUGGUUUUUGUUUAUAUGGACUAUUGUUGUCUACAGAGCCUUGUUCUAUAGAUUAACACUUUUACACAGAAUGCAUCAAAUGCGCAGUGGGAGGGGUUUCUUCAAGUGAAAAAAAAAAACAACCUUCCUCAGCAAAAUAAAGGAAAAUCAUGUAAAUUAUAAAAUAUCCACACUACUGUCAUCUUUAUGGGGCAUUUCUGUUGACUGAUACUGCUAACAGAUGAGACAUAUAACCCAAUGUAAAUAUACAAACCACUGUAAAGAUAUUAAACUGACAUUUGGAGACAUGGGUGAAAAAUAAGGGAGUUUUGUAAGUGUGCCGAGAAUUAAUUAAAAUUGAAUCUUCAAUGUACAUUGUAGCAAGACUUCAAAGAGGAAGUCCAAUAAAUGAGAUCUAAUAACUUGAUUUAUAAAUUGGUGCAUUAAAUGUUUUUUGCUAGCA
Xenopus laevis (African clawed frog) is the source of this 1281-nucleotide messenger RNA. RefSeq names its product protein phosphatase 1 regulatory inhibitor subunit 1C S homeolog (gene ppp1r1c.S). The transcript has 5 exons. The record is from RefSeq and is a predicted model, not a curated record. Bases 502 to 822 code for a protein of 106 amino acids. Lineage: Eukaryota; Metazoa; Chordata; Amphibia; Anura; Pipidae.